Amyelois transitella is the source of this 1273-nucleotide messenger RNA. Its product is annotated as mitochondrial 2-oxoglutarate/malate carrier protein-like. NCBI's taxonomy places the organism in Eukaryota, Metazoa, Arthropoda, Insecta, Lepidoptera, Pyralidae. Gene Ontology annotation, molecular function: succinate transmembrane transporter activity; antiporter activity; sulfate transmembrane transporter activity. The transcript is spliced from 9 exons. The record is from RefSeq and is a predicted model, not a curated record. The coding region runs from base 86 to 1273 and encodes 395 amino acids. Gene Ontology annotation, biological process: thiosulfate transport; phosphate ion transmembrane transport; succinate transmembrane transport.
ACAGCCUCAGAAGUCUAAGGAUGGAGCACCAAAACCAAAGCCCCUUCCACCUCUUAUCAAUUUUCUGAUAGGCGGAACUAGCGGAAUGUUGGCGAUAUGUGUGGUUCAACCUGCAGACUUAGUUAAAACCAGAAUGCAGCUGCUAGGUCCAAAGGCGAAGGAGGAGACUCUUUAUACCGUAGCCAAGGAAAUCAUCAGAUGCGAGGGUAUGAGAGGGUUCUACACGGGUCUGUCGGCAGCUCUGUUUCGCCAAGCCACGUAUACUACUGCUAGAAUUGGUAGUUUCAACGUGUUGACAGAUUAUUAUACCGGAUCAUUUGGCACACCUAGCUUCGGUGGCAAGCUGACCCUGGGCAUGACUGCCGGGGCUAUUGGCGCUGUGGUGGGAAACCCAGCAGAGGUCGCCCUGAUCAGAAUGACGGCAGACGGUCGACUGCCGGCGUCUCAGAGACGAAACUACAAGCACAUCUUCAAUGCACUUGGCAGGAUAACGAGGGAGGAAGGUGUGCUCACUUUAUGGCGAGGAGUGGCUGCGACUGUCACCAGGGCCAUGGUGGUGAAUGCAGCACAGCUUGGCACCUACACUCAGGCUAGAGAGAUGCUACUGCCUUCCCUGGGCGACGGGAUGUUCCUCCACUUCUGCUCGUCCAUGAUCUCGGGCGCCGUCACCACCUGGGCUUCGCUGCCCGUGGACAUCGUCAAAACCAGAGUUCAAAACUCAACGCACGGGGUGAGUCAAAUUCAAGUAUUCUUGAGCAUCAUCAGAAACGAGGGUCCCCUGGCGUUGUGGAGCGGAUUCCUGCCGACCUUCGGGAAGUUGGGCCCUCACACAGUCUUCACCUUCAUAUUUAUGGAGCAACUGAUUGCCCUAAUGGUGGCGACGCUUGUAACUCAUCCACUCGAUUUGCUCAAGAUUCGUCGUCAAAUAUCGUCGAGACGAUGCGGUACGUUCAAGAUAGCGAGGCAGAUCUACAAGAGUGAGGGUCUGAAGACGUUUUAUUGCGGUCUGACGGCUGGUCUGAUGAGGCAAGCGACCAAUAUUGCGACCAGAACUUACAACGAGGUUCCGUCUAGUCACACAAAAAUGUUGAUCGGAAUUAUUUCAAGUAUGGCUGGGGGGCUGGUGGGAUGUCCUAGUGAAAUGGUACUGGUCAGGCGCAUGGCGGAGGGCUGUCACUUCUCAACUCCCAGUGGCCGUUGUAAAUGCGAUGGUGUGGCUAAAGGAACGCUUGAUUCUCUUCAAUCAUUCGGGAAGAAGGGUUUGUCGGGUUGA